Castor canadensis (American beaver) is the source of this 1404-nucleotide messenger RNA. It is a transcript of the gene Mtrf1l, whose product is annotated as mitochondrial translation release factor 1 like. The record is from RefSeq and is a predicted model, not a curated record. Gene Ontology annotation, cellular component: mitochondrion. Gene Ontology annotation, molecular function: translation release factor activity. Lineage: Eukaryota; Metazoa; Chordata; Mammalia; Rodentia; Castoridae. Gene Ontology annotation, biological process: mitochondrial translational termination.
GUAGUGUCGCGAGACCUGUUCUCUCCGGAACUUCCGGCUCUGGUCCGGAGCGCUGUCGGGUCCUAGAGAUGCGGUGUCGGCUUCUGUGGGGUGCUGCCCGUUGUCUGUGGGCCCGCAGGGCUGGGGGCCCGGCCCGCCGGUUCAUAAGCAGCAGUGGUCCGCCGCUGGAGGAGCUGUUCGCCCGCGGCGGGCCCUUGCGGACCUUCCUCGAACGCCAGGCAGGGUCAGCAGCCCAGUUACAAGUCAGGGGGCCUGAGCUGUUGGCGGUGUCCAGACUCCUGAUGGAGAAGGAGCAGGAGCUGCGGGAGACCGAACCCUUGCUGCACGAUGAAAAUGAAGAUUUAAGGAAGCUUGCAGAGAACGAAGUGGCUUUGUGUCAGAAAGAAAUAAGUCAGUUGAAGCAUCAGAUUGUCUUACUUUUGGUUCCUCCAGAAGAAACAGAUGGAAAUGAUUUGGUCCUGGAGGUAACUGCAGGAGUCGGGGGCCAGGAGGCAAUGUUGUUUACUUCAGAGAUGUUUGAUAUGUAUCAGCAGUAUGCUGCAUUUAAAAGAUGGAAGUUUGAAACCCUGGAAUAUUUUCCAAGUGAAAUAGGUGGCCUUAGACAUGCAUCUGCCAGCAUUGGGGGUUCAGAAGCCUAUAAACACCUGAAAUUUGAAGGAGGAGUGCACAGAGUACAAAGAGUGCCAAAGACAGAGAAGCAAGGCCGCAUUCAUACUAGCACCAUGUCAGUGGCAAUAUUACCCCAGCCUACUGAGAUUAAUCUGGUGAUCAAUCCUAAAGAUUUGAGAAUUGAUACUAAGAGAGCCAGUGGAGCUGGGGGCCAGCAUGUAAAUACCACAGACAGUGCUGUGCGGAUAGUCCAUCUUCCAACAGGUGUUGUUUCUGAAUGCCAACAAGAGAGAUCUCAACUGAAAAAUAAAGAGAUGGCUAUAAAAAAGUUACGUGCAAAGCUGUAUAGCAUGCAUCUAGAGGAAGAAACAAGUAAAAGAUACAAUGCUAGAAAGAUUCAGGUUGGAACUAAAGGAAGGUCAGAGAAAAUAAGAACAUAUAACUUUCCACAGAACCGUGUCACAGAUCACAGAAUAAACAAAUCGCUGCACGAUCUUGAAAGUUUCAUGCAAGGAGAUUGUCUACUGGAUGAAUUGAUACAGUCACUGAAGGACUAUGCUGAUUAUGAAUCCCUAGUAGAAAUUAUUUCCAAAGAAAAUUAAGUUUGUUUGUUAUUAAAGCCUUUUACAGUACAGGUUAGGAAAACUGUACUACAGCAGAUUGUGUUGUGUGUCAAUGCUCACCAGUAAUUCUCUUGGAAAACACAAGUUAACAUAAUUGGAAGUAUUAUGCAUAUUUACACCAUAGAUCAUUAAUGUAGCUCCCUUUCAAUGUAUUAGUAAAACAUACAACAUA